Messenger RNA from Ictidomys tridecemlineatus (thirteen-lined ground squirrel), 1743 nucleotides. The record is from RefSeq and is a predicted model, not a curated record. Lineage: Eukaryota; Metazoa; Chordata; Mammalia; Rodentia; Sciuridae.
AGAAGACCCCCGAGGGGGCUGAGGGGAGGGGGACGGUAAGGAAGGGACGGCGGCGCCGGUCCUGCUCUCCCCGCCACCCCAGCCGCCGCUUCACAUUGGGGUCCCCGCCCCCCCGGGCGGGGGGUGGCUGCUGAGCUUGGGGCCCCGGCUCAUACACACCCGGGCGAGAUGCUACGGCCCCGGGAGGGUGGCCGAGGCGGCGGCGAGGCAGGGGACCCGGCCGGCUCCGCUCGGCGCCGCCCCCGCUCCCGGCUCCCGCAUGUGUCGCUGCGGAUGGGACCCCCCUCCCUACACCUUGGGGGUCCUUCUCCCCACGCCCCGGGACGAGGCAGAAAUUCCAGCCCCUCCUCAGCGUCCUCUCACCGCGGAGCAGCUACUCAGUCAGUCCCGGCCCGCGGUAGCCGCCUCCCUGCCCCCUAGCCGCCGGCUCCGGCUCCGGCUCCGGCUCCGGCUGUGGCUCCCGCUCCGGCGUGUGCAGCCGCUGCUGCCGGCCGGGAAGGUGAGGGGGGGAGAGAAGGGUGGCCGCGGCUCCCGCUGGCCCAGGUUGGGGCGGAGGUCUUGACGGCGGCCAGUGUACGGGGGCUGGGUCUCUUGGAUGCUCCCUCGCUCUCACUCUCUCGGCGGCGGUGGCGGUAGCGCCCGGAGCUCAGCUCGCUGUCUCGCUCGCUCUGUGCGGGGCUCUCGCCUCACUCCAGAGAGAGGGGCGGGAGGAGAGCGGCGCCUACUGAUGACGCAAGUCACCUAGCAACAGCUCUCCUUCCCCCGCCCUUUUCUUUCCGCUCUGAGGCUUCCACCGCGGGCCUUUUUUUUCCCCUUCUCUUACUACCCCGCCCUGGGCGACUCUGGCGCUCCCUGAUGACGCUUGGAGGGAAGAGGAAGUCAAGGAUCCGCGAGCGGGUGGGUGCGCCUCGGGCCGCGGGACUCGCUGCUGCCGCCGCCGCGGCCGCCACCGCCUCUACGACGGCGUCAGAAGUGAGGAGAGGAAGGGGAGGAGCCCAGUCGAGCCUAAGCUGCUGCCUGAUCUUACCCCUGACCCGAGGGCGGCGGGGAGAGCCUGCUCUGUAGCGGUUUCCUGCAGGGCAGGUGGGGACUGCUCCUUUGGGAGCAAAGAGGAGGCCCAGGCCGCGCGGCCAGACUCCGGCGCGCAGCAUCCGAAGGUGAGGCAUUUCCAGACUGUCCCUGAAAAAAACGAACUGGUCGUGAGAAGUUGUCCUGCAGCCGGAUCCUAGCACCUGCUCCAGCGAGCGAGAGCCCCACCCUUUCCCGUAGCAUGGAGUGAAACCUAGUACCCGAUAACGUGUGGUCAGGCCGAGCAAAAGUGGGAUGAAUGAAUGAAUGCCUCUCUCGAGUGGCACUCGCGGAGCUCAGAGGAAAUGAUGGAAGUGCAAGCGCUUUGUAAACUGCAGUGCCUUGUAGAGAUGAGAACUGUAACACAUUCUUCCCCAUCCCUUCCUUCCCCUCCCCUUCCCGCUCCAGCCAGGAAAGGAAACUGGGACGCGGCUGGAGUAUAGUGUCGCCACUUGAGUCUUCAGUGAAAAAGGAAGCAAAUUGCCGGGGCUGGGGAGAGGAGGAUUGAAAGGUCCGGGAGACUGUUGAGGGAUUUUGUACUUUUGCAAGGGGAGAAUUUAAUAGUGUCUCACUUUUAAGAAUCAUUCUUGCUCCGGGUUAGGAACUUUUGGAGAGCUGGUCUUGGUUGUUCAUCAGUGUCCUUACCGUCAUUAAAAAAUUUUGCCCUGAGUUUCA